This is a messenger RNA of Penicillium coprophilum, 744 nucleotides long. RefSeq lists its product as uncharacterized. The transcript has 3 exons. The coding region runs from base 1 to 744 and encodes 247 amino acids. The record is from RefSeq and is a predicted model, not a curated record. Lineage: Eukaryota; Fungi; Ascomycota; Eurotiomycetes; Eurotiales; Aspergillaceae.
AUGACCUCAGUCGGGGAAGAGCCAUUCAAAAGCAUAUGGAGGGAAAGCACAAUAAAGGCCCUUGUGGGGGAAAACAAGACCGUUUACCAUAUCCAUCCCGGUGCUCUGAUCCAAGGCAAAUCUGCAUUGACCGCCAGGGUGACUGCGCCUUGGAAAAAUGCCGGAAAAGAAGAAUUGGAUUGGUCCGAUUUCGAUGAAGAAACCAUCGACUGUGUCCUGAUGUUCUGCUAUGCGGAACAUUGCAGGGCCCCAGGGCAAAAAAGCUUUCCUUCAACUCUUCGAAGCUGCGCGGGAGACGCGCUAGUGCUACAUGCGAAGGUCUACUCAUUCGCCUUGCGUUACCUUGUCAAAGACCUGCAACACUAUGCUCUUGGCCAAAUGAUAGAUUGUUUCGAACCUCUUCUGGAAGAGCAUGACUUUUCAUCCGAACCAGCGUCUGCCCGUCUAGCAGAUACAGUUCGGAUUAUCUAUGGUAACACGCCUUCAUCGAAUGUUCGCACAGAUUAUGCUCGAGGGGCGCUGUGCUCUUUCAUUGCUCAUUGUCAAGAAAAGUUCAGCCAACAUUAUAUUAAGUUCCAAGAAGACACAGGGGAAUUCAUGAAGGACCUGGCUUACUCACUGUCUAAAAUACUGUCUUUAGCUGACCCCGAAAAGGAAUUUGACCUAAAGGAGGACCUCAAGAGAGACCUACGGUGGAUGAUGGCAGUUUCCAACGUGGAAAAAGAUAUGAGGCUGGAUAACUAG